Camponotus floridanus (Florida carpenter ant) is the source of this 294-nucleotide messenger RNA. RefSeq names its product cytochrome b-c1 complex subunit 8. The record is from RefSeq and is a predicted model, not a curated record. Bases 9 to 260 code for a protein of 83 amino acids. The transcript is spliced from 2 exons. Gene Ontology annotation, biological process: mitochondrial electron transport, ubiquinol to cytochrome c. NCBI's taxonomy places the organism in Eukaryota, Metazoa, Arthropoda, Insecta, Hymenoptera, Formicidae.
CAUGCAAAAUGGGUUUGCAGUUCGGCAAUUUACCAAUUCGGAUUCGUAGAGUUGUGUAUUAUGGUUUAUCACCCAUGGAGCAACGGGCUUGGGCAAAAUCAGUGACGCAUGGAAUACCUAAUUUGAUAAAUAGAGCAAUAUGUGCACUCCCGACAAUGCUUCCAGGUUUUAUAAUGUCAGCUGUGGUAUAUAAAUGGUCUAUUGCAGAAUAUGAACGAUGUAAUCGCAAGGAUCCCAAAUUAUACGAGAAUGACAAAUAAAUGCAAGAAUUAAUUAAGCUAUUUUUAAAGUCGA